Molecule: messenger RNA, 990 nt
Organism: Sus scrofa (pig)
Lineage: Eukaryota; Metazoa; Chordata; Mammalia; Artiodactyla; Suidae
Product: olfactory receptor 1S1-like
Biological process (GO): G protein-coupled receptor signaling pathway
Cellular component (GO): membrane
Molecular function (GO): G protein-coupled receptor activity; olfactory receptor activity
Source: RefSeq, a predicted model, not a curated record
ACCUGGUAUUCAUUUCUCCAGAUCAGCAGAAAUAUGCAUCAAGGAAACCAAACCACCAUCUCGGAAUUCCUCCUCCUGGGACUCUCCAACCAGGCUGAGCAUCAGAAGCCCCUCUUUGUGCUUUUCCUGGGUAUGUACCUGGUCACUGUGGCUGGGAAUGGACUCAUCAUUCUGGCCAUUGGCUUGGACUCUUACCUUCACACCCCCAUGUACCUCUUCCUUGCCAACCUGUCCUUUGCUGAUAUUUCCUCCAUUUCCACCUCAGUCCCCAAAAUGCUGGUGAAUAUUCAGACCAAGAGUCAAUCCAUCUCCUAUGAGAGCUGCAUCACUCAGAUGUAUUUUUCUAUUGUUUUUGUUGUCAUUGAUAAUUUCCUCUUGGGGGUCAUGGCCUAUGACCGUUUUGUGGCCAUCUGCCACCCUCUGAAUUAUACAACCAUUAUGGAACCCAGGCUCUGCUUGCUGCUCACAGUCAUCCCGUGGGUCUUCAGCCAUAUUAUUGCUCUGACACACACCCUCCUGCUCCUUCGACUGGUCUUCUGUGACAGCAACACUCUCCCACACUUCUUCUGUGACUUAGCCCCCCUGCUCAAACUGUCCUGCUCAGACACAAUGAUCAACGAGCUUGUGUUGUUUAUCGUGGGCUUAUCAGUCAUCACCUUCCCCUUUGCCCUCAUCCUCUUCUCCUAUGUCUGCAUCGUCAGGGAUGUCCUGAGAAUCUCAUCCACAGAGGGAAAGUGGAAAGCCUUCUCCACCUGUGGCUCUCACCUGACAGUUGUAUUGCUCUUCUAUGGGACGAUUGUAGGGGUUUACUUCUUCCCCUCAUCCACUGACCCUGACAACAGAGAUAAGAUUGGUGCAGUACUCUUCACUGUGGUGACGCCCAUGGCGAACCCCUUCAUCUACAGCCUGAGGAACAAGGACAUGAAAGGUGCCCUGAGAAAACUCAUCUAUAGGAAAAAACGUUCUCCUUUCAACACCCAGAGCAUCUAA